Molecule: messenger RNA, 768 nt
Organism: Durusdinium trenchii
Lineage: Eukaryota; Dinophyceae; Suessiales; Symbiodiniaceae
Source: the annotation of a GenBank genome assembly
AUGGCGAAGAAGGACCUGUUUUUUUGUGCCGCAAGGGAGCACGGACAAGAGCGCCCAGACUUGCCUCUGUGGGGUUUACGACCCGAGGUUUCACCAGAGACGGCCUUCCCCCUGCACUCAUCGAUGCCUAGCGUGAGACUACAAGAAGUGAAAGGGCUGAAAGGCGGCUUUCAAAUAUUGGACUUGAUGAACGCAGAUGAGUGCGAGGCCUUCGUGGAUGUCUUGGAGACCUUGGGCUUCCACACAGAUGCUGCCGUCUCAUUACCAUAUUCUUUCCGCCACAUGACAAACUGCAACCUUUGCGUACCAGAAUUUGUGGAUGAGACGCUCUUCAGACGUUGCGAGCAUCUUUUGCCCUCCAUUGCUGGCUGCAGACCUUUGGGAUUGAAUGCAAAGUUCCGGUGCUAUAGAUACCAGAAAGGUGAUUACUUCAAGCCACACACUGAUGGCUCAUGGGAUGGUUCCAGAAUUACCUCCAAAGGCUUCCAAAGUGAUGCUUACGGUGACCGGCACAGCCAGCUGACUUUCCUCAUUUUGUUGACUGAGGACUAUGAAGGUGGUUGCACCCGAUUCUUGGUGGGUGAGGACGACAAAGACCACGUCGCAGUGCGGACGCCGAAAGGUGGAGUUUUGUGCUUCCCACACGGGUACCAUCCAGACUCGCCACUACACGAGGGUGCUGAAAUUCAUUCUGGAGUGAAGUACAUCGUUCGAACUGAAGUUCUCUACCCCAUGGAAGCAAUGAAGAUUGCGAUUCCGCGCUUUUAA